Molecule: messenger RNA, 4976 nt
Organism: Anneissia japonica
Lineage: Eukaryota; Metazoa; Echinodermata; Crinoidea; Comatulida; Comatulidae
Product: inositol hexakisphosphate and diphosphoinositol-pentakisphosphate kinase 2-like
Exons: 24
Coding region: 381-4088 (1235 amino acids)
Biological process (GO): inositol metabolic process; inositol phosphate biosynthetic process
Cellular component (GO): cytosol
Molecular function (GO): inositol hexakisphosphate kinase activity; 5-diphosphoinositol pentakisphosphate 1-kinase activity; diphosphoinositol pentakisphosphate kinase activity
Source: RefSeq, a predicted model, not a curated record
GCAGUGAUGGCCAGCAUAUUGCAGUCACAUGGGCCGUGAAUUAUCCGAUAGCUAGGCCUAGUGUUGGCUUACUGUUGUUUUUCUUUACACAGCCAGUUUAUUUUUCAACGAUAUUUUCAUAAUGUGACACAAUGUAGCAACUAUACCUUCAGAUGUAGAUGUUGAUUGGGGGAAGAGUGUACAUCACUUUAUUUCUGUAGCUAAAUAACCUAGGCCUAGCCAGAUAAAGCAAGCCACAGAACCAAGCCAAGGCCCAGUCCAGCGCGUCUUCAUCGUAUUGGGCUGCUGCAGACUAGAUAGGAAGUCUCGAUCUUGGUUUCUAUUGUAAUCAUUUUUGUGUGUUGAUUUGUGUAUUACUUGAGGAAUUAACGUGUUUCCCAAUGGAGGAAGGAUUAGCAGCUCCACCAAAAGCCUCCUUCUUUCUGGGUGGUGAGGAGGCAGUGGCUCAGUCAUUCAGUAGUGAGGACUCCUGUGACAGUUUUAGUCGUGGGAACAUGAGUAGCACAGACAGCAUUAAAAUUAUUAUCGGAAUUUGUGCCAUGAAAAAGAAAUCGCAUUCAAAACCAAUGCAUGAGAUUUUAGAUCGGCUUGGAAAAUUUGAAGGCAUCACGAUUGAUAUUUUUGAUGAGGAGAUGAUCUUGAAGGAACCGGUGGAGGACUGGCCGCAUUGUGAUUGCCUGAUCUCGUUCUUCUCUACUGGGUUUCCAUUGGACAAAGCAAUUGCCUAUUCUCAACUUAGGAACACCUAUGUUAUUAAUGAUCUCCCUAGCCAGUACAAGUUAAGAGACCGGAGGGAAGUUUAUAGGAUUUUGAAGGAAGAAAGCAUAGGGUUACCAAGGUAUGCAGUUUUAAACCGAGAUAUUAACAGUGUUCCAGAAGAAGAAGAAAUAUCUGACAAUGAUGAUCAAAUCGAAGUUUGUGGCAUGACGUUCCAGAAGCCUUUUGUUGAGAAACCUGUUGAUGCUGAAGAUCACAACGUAUACAUUUACUACCCUCAGUCUGCAGGUGGAGGCAGCCAGAGAUUAUUCAGAAAGAUUGGUAGUCGUAGCAGUGUCUACUCAUCAAACAGCUCCCUAAGAGACCGGGGUUCAUUUAUCUAUGAAGAAUUUAUGCCAACUGACGGGACAGAUGUCAAGGUGUACACUGUUGGGCCAGACUAUGCACAUGCAGAAGCUAGGAAGUCCCCAGCACUUGAUGGGAAAGUUGAACGUGACAAAGAUGGCAAAGAAGUGCGAUACCCUGUGAUAUUGACGAAUCAGGAAAAGCUGAUUGCAAGAAAAGUAUGCUUAGCAUUCAAGCAAACUGUUUGUGGUUUUGAUUUAUUGAGAGCAAAUGGAAAAUCGUAUGUAUGUGAUGUAAAUGGAUUCAGCUUUGUCAAGAAUUCCAAGAAAUAUUAUGAUGAUUGUGCAAAGAUACUUGGAAACAUGGUAAUGCGUAAGAUGGCACCCAAGUACAACAUUCCAUGGGAAAUAUUCCGGCUGGAAGAGGAAAUCCCAAUGGUCCCAACAACAUCUGGAACAAUGAUGGAACUGCGGUGUGUAAUUGCAGUUAUUCGUCAUGGUGACAGAACACCAAAGCAAAAGAUGAAAAUGGAAGUCAAACAUCCAAAAUUUUUCCAGCUAUUUGAGAAGUAUGAUGGAAUGACAAAAGGUAAAAUCAAAUUAAAACGGCCAAAACAGUUGCAGGAGGUGCUGGAUGUUGCAAGGUAUCUCCUCGAGGAAUUACAGCGGCAAAAAGUUGGCGAAAAACGAGAGAUAUGCGAACGAGAAUCAAAGCUAGAACAGCUGAAGGCUGUCUUGGAGAUGUACGGCCACUUCUCAGGAAUCAAUCGCAAAGUGCAGUUGAAAUAUCAACCAAACGGAAACCCAAAACAUUCAAGUAGCGAAGAAGAACUGGCAAAACCAGUAUCAGAGCCAAGGAAUGAACCGUCUCUAUUAUUGAUUCUUAAAUGGGGUGGAGAAUUGACUCCCACUGGUAGGAUUCAGGCUGAGGAGCUGGGACAGGCUUUCAGGUGUAUCUACCCAGGUGGCUCAGGUGAUUAUGCUGGUUUUCCUGGCUGUGGUUUGUUGAGGCUCCACAGUACGUAUCGACACGACCUGAAAAUCUACGCAUCAGAUGAGGGCAGAGUUCAAAUGACAGCUGCAUCAUUCACUAAGGGUAUGCUGGCACUGGAGGGGGAGUUGACACCAAUUCUAGUGCAGAUGGUAAAAAGUGCCAACACUACCGGACUCCUGGACCAUGAUAAGGAAUCCAUAUCAUUGCAAGGAAAAGUGAAAUCCAAGCUAUACGACAUGUUCAGCAACCAGAAGUUCCAAGCAUCAGAUUUUGAUAAGUUGAACCCAUGUGGCCAGAAGUCAAUCACUGAAUCAAUGAUGUUCAUUAAAAAUCCAUUUGAGAAAUGCCAACAUAUUCUUGGCCUUAUUCGGUCGUUAAUCAGUUUGAUUAAACAGAAGAUUCAAGAUCCCUCCUCCAAAGGUGUAGUACUUUACCAUAACGAAACAUUGGAGUUAAUGCUGAGACGAUGGGCUAAGCUUGAGAAAGAUUUCUUUAUGCAGAAGAAGAGUCACUUCGACAUCACCAAGAUCCCCGACAUAUAUGACUGCGUCAAAUACGACAUGCUGCAUAAUAGAUCAUUUAUAGAGAGUGAAGACCUCUGGGGCCUCUAUGCUUGUGCACAGGCAAUGGCUGAUGUGAUCAUCCCUCAGGAAUAUGGAAUUACAGCCAAAGAUAAACUUGAUAUUGGAACUGGAAUAUGUACUCCACUCCUCCAGAAGAUUAAAGGUGAUCUGAUGCGCAACAUUAAAGAUGAGGAGUUCACCUCUCGUUUGAACCCACGGUACACACGUGAUGUGAUGACACCUGAUCGCCAUGUGCGUUCUCGGCUUUAUUUCACGAGUGAGAGUCAUAUCCAUUCUCUGCUAUCUUGCAUACGCUAUGGCGGCUUGUGUGAUGAAACCAGCGACCCGCAGUGGAAACGCGCCAUGGAAUACCUGAGCGCAGUGCGAGAACUAAACUAUAUGUCACAGAUUGUUAUCAUGCUGUACGAGGACCCCAAGAAAGACCCGUCAUCAGAGGAUAGAUUCCAUGUUGAAUUGCACUUCAGCCCAGGGGCACGAGGCUACGAGGAUAACUUUGAAGUGCCGGAGAGUUGUGGCUUUCGGCCUAGCUAUAGUAGGAGCAAGGCUGCAGUCCCAGACGUUGAAGUUGAUUCUAUGGACGACCUUGUAAGCGCUGCUGAGGAUGUGUUCUGCAUGAGUCCAAUGGAAGAAGAGAGCCAACAAGUAGGCUUCUCUCCUCCUACCAACUUCAUCAACCCUCACAGAGGGAGGAAGAGUUACCCAGAGAUUUCAGUUGCCAAUCGAGAAAGAAAAACUUCCGAUAACAGCACACCACCUCCUCGGAAUGAAGGAACACCACCAAAGUUUUUUAGUCGUGAUUUUCUAGAUGAUAAGCAUUCGCAAGUUGGUCCUCAAACAAGUCUGUUCAGCAAGGGUCUGUUAAACGUUCACAGCGUACCCGAUUUGCCAAGCCAUGGUCAUGAAAAUGAGGGCGCAUACAAAAGGAGGUUUACUGAAUUCAGUAUUCUUCCAGGAUUUGACAAUGGAGCAUCAAUGCCAUCAAUACGACCGUUAGAAACCUUACACAACUCUUUGUCACUGAAACAGGUUGAUUAUUUCCUUGAGAAAGUCACAAGCCUAAAUUCGUGCCGAACCAAUCUUGAAACACCGCCACCAAGCACCUUCAAACUGAAUACCUUUACUCCGAAGCGUGUUCUCCCAACCACCUUGGUGUAUAAAGACGGUGAAGCCUCGCUCUUAAGCAGAUCCUCAUCCAAUCCAUCAUCGAAUGUCUCAAGCGCCUUGCCGUCACCAACGGAAAACCGUUCGUUUGAUUUCCCCGAAUUCUUCAAAAGCCUGGACUUCAAUUCAUUGGACAAUGUAGACGGUCCUGAAUCAGGCCUCCGAGGUUCGAGCUCAGAACAAGCCCUGUCUAAGCACACAUGGAAUGAUCUCUCAUUGCUCACUCCUCCGGAUCUAACCCCAGGAUCAUCCCCUAAAGAUCAUUAUCCACGAUUAGAUGGUCAUUAAACCAAAAUUAUCCUCCGCCAUCUUUCUAAUCAUCUUAUUGAUUUUAAGAAUAACUGAAAAAUCAAGGAAUGAAAAUUUAAAAACCUAACAUGUUUUGUAUUAAAGAAAAAGCUUGUAUCAGAAUCCUUGACAUCAUCAUUUAACAGAUUAAUAAUCAUUCUUGAUUAAAUUUAUGACCACACUAUAUCCUGCUAUCUCUGUUAGGUACCGAGGGUACAUAUUAAUUAUUAUUAUCUGUUUAGUAUGGUGAUUAGCAUUUGUUCGUUUGGUCCGUGAUCAAAUAGAUCCCUGUAAUCUAAUUUUAGAGUAUCAAGUGUUUGUGCAAUCAUCCUAAUACAAAAUGUGUUCACUUGAGCUAAUGAAAUUUGUGCAAGAAGUGACUGAAAAAUAUGAGACUGCUGAUGUGUAUAAUAGCUAUGUAAAUUUGUAUAAAUAAUAGUGAUUUUGUAUAAUUGGUAUUAAAACGAUGUAUUUAAUGCCCAGUAAUUUAACUGGAAAAAAUAUUCUGUGACUACUGCCAUUUAGGUUUUUAAACCACUAUUUAAAAAUUGAAUUAUAUGUUUGUCCUGUACUACAAAAUUUAAACUAAACUGAAAUAGCUGCUGUUUGUCAACAUCAAGUAUUGUACAUUGUUAGCUUAGCACCAAUCCUUCUAAUCUCAGUGUCCUGGGUUGAAGUCCUGCCAUCUUCAUUCCAAAGGCUUAAAUAGACCAAUGUACAGAAUGUUUCAAAUAUUAGAAUACACUAAGUAAGUUAAAAAUUGCUUUUUAAUGUGUUGCAUAAAGGGAUAAUAUAUACAGUACUUUAAAGCAAAACUGAUUGUAUCCUGAAUUCUCCAAAAAUAUUUCCUUGAAAUAUGCCUAUGAAUAAAUUCACUGCUAUUCCAUA